Molecule: messenger RNA, 3492 nt
Organism: Calidris pugnax (ruff)
Lineage: Eukaryota; Metazoa; Chordata; Aves; Charadriiformes; Scolopacidae
Gene: UBTF
Product: upstream binding transcription factor, RNA polymerase I
Exons: 28
Coding region: 157-3492 (1111 amino acids)
Source: RefSeq, a predicted model, not a curated record
ACAGCUGGGUGAGCCUCCCCCACCCCUCGCUAGGGGUUGGGGUGCCCCCCCAGGCAUUGGGGGGGGUUGCCUAGCGGGGGUCUCCCUCUGCUUUGCAGAGCUGAGUGAUCUCGGGUAGGACGCGAGGGAGCCGGCGUGGGCGCAGGCAGGUGGAGGAUGAACGGCGAAGCCGAGUGCCCUGCAGACUUGGAAAUGACAGCUCCCAAAAACCAAGACCGCUGGUCGCAGGAGGACAUGCUGACUCUGCUGGAGUGCAUGAAGAAUAACCUGCCCUCCAACGACGGGAGCAAGUUCAAAACCACCGAGUCCCACCUGGAUUGGGAGAAAGUGGCUUUCAAGGACUUCUCGGGGGAGAUGUGCAAGAUGAAGUGGAUGGAGAUUUCUAACGAGGUGAGGAAGUUUCGGACCCUCACGGAGCUCAUUAUGGACGCCGAAGAGCAUGUGAAGAAUCCUUACAAGGGCAAAAAGCUCAAGAAACACCCCGACUUCCCCAAGAAGCCCCUGACUCCCUAUUUCCGCUUCUUCAUGGAGAAGCGGGCCAAAUAUGCCAAGCUUCACCCCGAAAUGAGCAACCUGGAUCUCACCAAGAUCCUGUCCAAGAAAUACAAGGAGCUUCCUGAGAAGAAAAAGAUGAAAUACAUCCAGGACUUCCAGCGAGAGAAACAGGAGUUUGAGAGGAACCUGGCGAGGUUCAGGGAAGAUCACCCGGAUCUCAUCCAGAACGCCAAGAAAUCCGACGUCCCUGAAAAACCCAAGACCCCCCAACAGCUGUGGUACAACCACGAGAAGAAGAUCUACUUGAAAGUGCGUCCAGAUGUGAGUACGGCCACCACGAAGGAGGUGAAAGAGUCGCUGGGCAAGCAGUGGUCUCAACUCUCGGAUAAAAAGAGGCUGAAAUGGAUUCAUAAGGCCCUGGAACAGCGGAAGGAGUACGAGGAGAUCAUGCGGGACUACAUCCAGAAGCACCCCGAGCUGAACAUCAGCGAGGAGGGCAUCACCCGCUCCACCCUCACCAAGGCCGAGCGCCAGCUCAAGGACAAGUUUGAUGGCCGACCCACAAAGCCCCCUCCGAAUAGCUACUCCCUGUACUGCGCAGAGCUGAUGGCCAACAUGAAAGACGUGCCCAGCACCGAGCGGAUGGUGCUGUGCAGCCAGCAGUGGAAGCUGCUCUCCCAGAAGGAAAAGGACGCGUACCACAAAAAGUGUGAUCAGAAAAAGAAAGAUUACGAAAUCGAGCUGCUCCGCUUCCUGGAGAGCCUGCCCGAGGAGGAGCAGCAGCGGGUGUUAGGCGAGGAGAAGAUGCUGGGCAGCAACCGGAAAGGGGCAACGAGUCCAGCAUCCAAAAAGUCCUCACCAGAGACGGGCAAGGCCAGCUCAGAGAAGCCCAAACGGCCCAUCUCCGCCAUGUUCAUCUUCUCGGAGGAGAAGCGGAAGCAGCUACAGGAGGAGAGGCCGGAGCUGUCAGAGAGCGAGCUCACCCGGCUCCUGGCCCGCAUGUGGAAUGACCUCUCCGAGAAGAAGAAGGCCAAGUACAAAGCGCGGGAGGCGGCGAUGAAGGCACAGUCAGAGAAAAAACACGGCUCAGAUAAAGAGGAGCGUGGAAAGCUGCCCGAAUCGCCCAAAACGGCCGAGGAGAUCUGGCAACAGAGCGUCAUCGGAGACUACCUGGCUCGUUUCAAGAACGACCGGGGGAAGGCGUUGAAGGCCAUGGAGGCCACUUGGAACAACAUGGAGAAGAAGGAGAAGCUGAUGUGGAUCAAAAAAGCGGCGGAGGAUCAGAAGCGAUACGAGAGGGAGCUGAGCGAGAUGCGGGCCCCUCCGUGCUCUACCAACUCCGCCAAGAAAAUGAAGUUCCAGGGAGAGCCAAAGAAACCUCCUAUGAACGGUUACCAGAAGUUCUCCCAGGAGCUGCUGUCCAACGGGGAGCUGAACCACCUCCCGCUGAAGGAGCGGAUGGUGGAGAUCGGCAGCCGCUGGCAGCGCAUCUCCCAGGGCCAGAAGGACCACUACAAAAAACUGGCAGAAGAGCAGCAGAAACAGUACAAGGUGCACCUCGAAAUCUGGCUCAAGAGCCUCUCGCCCCAGGAGCGGGCUGCCUACAAGGAACACACUUCCAACAAACGCAAGAGCAUAGGGAAGAUCCGGGGCCCCAACCCCAAGAUGAAGCCGACGAUGCAGUCCAAGUCGAGCCUGCCCGAGGAGGAGCAGCAGCGGGUGUUAGGCGAGGAGAAGAUGCUGGGCAGCAACCGGAAAGGGGCAACGAGUCCAGCAUCCAAAAAGUCCUCACCAGAGACGGGCAAGGCCAGCUCAGAGAAGCCCAAACGGCCCAUCUCCGCCAUGUUCAUCUUCUCGGAGGAGAAGCGGAAGCAGCUACAGGAGGAGAGGCCGGAGCUGUCAGAGAGCGAGCUCACCCGGCUCCUGGCCCGCAUGUGGAAUGACCUCUCCGAGAAGAAGAAGGCCAAGUACAAAGCGCGGGAGGCGGCGAUGAAGGCACAGUCAGAGAAAAAACACGGCUCAGAUAAAGAGGAGCGUGGAAAGCUGCCCGAAUCGCCCAAAACGGCCGAGGAGAUCUGGCAACAGAGCGUCAUCGGAGACUACCUGGCUCGUUUCAAGAACGACCGGGGGAAGGCGUUGAAGGCCAUGGAGGCCACUUGGAACAACAUGGAGAAGAAGGAGAAGCUGAUGUGGAUCAAAAAAGCGGCGGAGGAUCAGAAGCGAUACGAGAGGGAGCUGAGCGAGAUGCGGGCCCCUCCGUGCUCUACCAACUCCGCCAAGAAAAUGAAGUUCCAGGGAGAGCCAAAGAAACCUCCUAUGAACGGUUACCAGAAGUUCUCCCAGGAGCUGCUGUCCAACGGGGAGCUGAACCACCUCCCGCUGAAGGAGCGGAUGGUGGAGAUCGGCAGCCGCUGGCAGCGCAUCUCCCAGGGCCAGAAGGACCACUACAAAAAACUGGCAGAAGAGCAGCAGAAACAGUACAAGGUGCACCUCGAAAUCUGGCUCAAGAGCCUCUCGCCCCAGGAGCGGGCUGCCUACAAGGAACACACUUCCAACAAACGCAAGAGCAUAGGGAAGAUCCGGGGCCCCAACCCCAAGAUGAAGCCGACGAUGCAGUCCAAGUCGGAGUCAGAGGACGAGGAUGAAGAGGAGGACGAGGAGGAAGAUGAGGACGACGAUGAGGAUGACGACGACGACAACGGCGACUCGUCGGAGGAAGGGGGCGACUCCUCGGAGUCCAGCAGCGAGGAGGAGAGCGAGGACGGGGACGAGGUGAGGGCUGCGGUGGGUGGGUGCCGUGGGGAGGGCGGUGGGGCCGUCCCGGGGCCCCCUACCCCUCACUUUAUCCCCCCCCUCACCCUCCUCCGGGUCUGGUGGGGGUGUCCCCACCCGGGCUCAGAUAGAACCGUGGCGGAGGAGCUCCCGGGAAGCGAUGAGGGGGGGACACGGGGGAGCGAGACCCCCCCCCGUGUCCUGUGCUAUGAGCGUUCGGCGUGA